ACCCAGAACUUGGGUACUACGUUCUGCCGGCCGCGCCCACCAUGCUCAAGCGCUGCGGCCGGCGCCUAUUGCUAGGGCUGGCGGGCGCGCUGCUCGCUUGCCUUCUGGUGCUCACAGCUGACCCGCCACCGCCUCCGGUGCCCGCCGAGCGCGGCCGGCGCGCGCUGCACAGCCUGGUGCCGCCAGCACCCGGGUUGGGGGCAGCGGCGGCGCCCCGAGUGCUCGCCCGCGAGGUGCACAGCCUGUCCGAGUACUUCAGCCUGUUGACUCGCGCGCGCAGGGACGCGGGCCAGCCGCCCGGUGGCGCUUCCCGUCCCGCCGACCGCCACCCGCGGCCCCCGGCCGAGUCGCUGGUCCCUCGCGAUGUCUUCAUCGCGGUCAAGACCACCAGGAAGUUUCACCGCGCGCGCCUAGACCUGCUGCUGGAGACUUGGAUCUCGCGCCACAAGGAGAUGACAUUCAUCUUCACCGACGGGGAGGAUGAAGUGCUGGCCAGGCACACGGGCAACGUGGUCAACACCAACUGCUCAGCAGCCCACAGCCGCCAGGCGCUGUCCUGCAAGAUGGCUGUGGAGUAUGACCACUUCAUUGAGUCCGGGAGGAAAUGGUUCUGCCAUGUGGAUGAUGACAACUAUGUCAACUUGCGGGCCCUGCUUCGGUUACUGGCCAGCUACCCACACUCCCAGGACAUCUACAUCGGCAAGCCCAGCCUGGACCGGCCCAUCCAGGCUACAGAGCGAGUCAGUGAGAACAGGGUGCGUCCUGUACACUUCUGGUUUGCCACCGGUGGGGCUGGCUUCUGCAUCAGCCGGGGGCUGGCACUGAAAAUGAGCCCAUGGGCCAGUGGUGGCCACUUCAUGAGCACUGCGGAGCGCAUCCGGCUGCCAGACGACUGCACUGUGGGCUACAUUAUAGAAGCUCUGCUGGGCGUGCCCCUCAUCCGCAGUGGCCUCUUCCACUCACACCUGGAGAACCUGCAGCAGGUGCCUGCCUCUGAACUCCACGAGCAGGUGACCCUGAGCUAUGGGAUGUUUGAAAACAAGCGGAAUGCUGUCCAUGUGAAGGGCCCCUUCUCAGUGGAGGCUGACCCAUCUAGGUUCCGCUCCAUCCACUGCCACCUGUACCCGGACACACCCUGGUGUCCCCGCACCGCCAUCUUCUAGCAGCCAUGGCUGAGACCCCUGUCCCUGGGUGCCCCUGGUAUCCAAAGGCCCCAGGGACCUUGUUGUGCCACCCUGGCUUUGGCCCUAAGGCUCCUCCAGGGCCACACUCUUGUGUGUUUGUCACAUGCUCACCAGGCAGCGGGCUGCUGGGCAGUUUCGCUCCUUGAGGAGCUGGCAAGAGGACCCCACGCCCUGUGGUCCCUCUGUGGACAGCUCUGCUUUGUUUCGAGUUUUGGAUCUCUGUGCUCAUGGCCUCUCUGCAGGGAUGUGGGUGCCCCUCCCUGCGGAGCACAGGCCUGGAGUCCUGAGCCAGGCUUGGGGCAGGGGAAACUGUUGGGGGUGAGAAGCCUGCUCCCCUCCUCCUAGGAGUUCUGGCACCAUGUGUGUGGCUCUGAGUAACGGCAGCCACUGUCCCAUCCUAGUGACCCCAGGAUUCCCCCCAGUGAUUGUGCAGCUAGUGAACAGCCCUUUUGGGUUGGGAAGUCUUCCCAGGCCCCUGCGAUCCUGCCUUUGUCUCCCCGAUUGGGGGAGGCAGAGCUGAACAUUUUAUCUCCUCUCCAAAGUAGAGAGAAUGUCGCCCACAGUGGGCGUGUAUGUAAAUAUUGUGACAGUAUUUUUUUACUGUGCUGUUUUUGAAAGGG
Octodon degus (degu) is the source of this 1804-nucleotide messenger RNA. It is a transcript of the gene Lfng, whose product is annotated as LFNG O-fucosylpeptide 3-beta-N-acetylglucosaminyltransferase. The coding region runs from base 42 to 1163 and encodes 373 amino acids. Gene Ontology annotation, molecular function: O-fucosylpeptide 3-beta-N-acetylglucosaminyltransferase activity. Gene Ontology annotation, cellular component: Golgi membrane. The record is from RefSeq and is a predicted model, not a curated record. The transcript has 8 exons. Lineage: Eukaryota; Metazoa; Chordata; Mammalia; Rodentia; Octodontidae. Gene Ontology annotation, biological process: regulation of Notch signaling pathway; pattern specification process.